Monosiga brevicollis MX1 is the source of this 1326-nucleotide messenger RNA. RefSeq lists its product as uncharacterized. Gene Ontology annotation, biological process: protein-containing complex assembly; mitochondrial protein processing. The annotation marks the transcript as partial. The transcript is spliced from 8 exons. Gene Ontology annotation, cellular component: m-AAA complex; membrane. Lineage: Eukaryota; Choanoflagellata; Craspedida; Salpingoecidae. Gene Ontology annotation, molecular function: metalloendopeptidase activity; ATP-dependent peptidase activity; ATP hydrolysis activity. The record is from RefSeq and is a predicted model, not a curated record.
UUCAACGACGUUGCUGGCCUCUCUGAAGCCAAGGUCGAGCUCAAGGAGUUUGUUGAGUUUCUCAAAACCCCAGAACGAUUUGAAAAGCUCGGUGCAAAAGUUCCCAAGGGCGCCCUCCUUACUGGCCCGCCAGGCACGGGCAAGACAUUGUUGGCCAAGGCCGUAGCAGGCGAGGCUCAAGUUCCCUUCUUUGCAGUUUCAGGCUCGGACUUUGUUGAGAUGUUCGUUGGUGUUGGUCCCUCGCGUGUCCGUGAUCUUUUCAAGCAGGCGCGAGGAGAGGCACCGUGCAUCAUCUAUAUCGACGAGAUUGACGCCAUUGCACGCGCGCGAGGCAAGAGCAAUGGUGGCCGCAGCAAUUCGGAGCGCGAAAGCACGCUUAACCAGCUACUUGUGGAAAUGGACGGUGUUGACCCCAGCACCGGCUGCAUGGUGCUUGCCUCUACCAAUCGUGUGGACAUUAUGGACAAAGCCCUUCUCCGCCCUGGCCGCUUCGACCGUCAGAUCUCGUGCGAUCUGCCAACCCUAAGCGAGCGUGCUGAGAUUUUUGGCGUGCACCUGCGUCCGCUUUACCUCGACUGCGGAAACCGUGCCGCCCUGCAAGAUCGAAUGGCUGCUUUGACUCCAGGUAUGAGCGGAGCGCAAAUCGCCUCCGUUUGCAAUGAAGCAGCUCUUCAUGCAGCACGCCUUGGCCGCAAGGCCGUGGUGGAUGCCGAUUUUGACUACGCGGUCGACCGCGUUAGCUCCGGAAUGGAGCGACGCUCGCGCGUCAUCUCCAAGGAGGAGAGAAAGAUUGUAGCUGUACAUGAAUGUGGCCAUGCCAUUGUCGGCUGGUACCUGCAACACACAGAUCCGGUCAUGAAGGUGUCUCUCGUGCCGCGUGGUCAAGCCCUCGGUGUCACCCAGCUACUUCCCAACGACCAUCAUCUGUUUUCCGCUGAGGCUCUCAAAGACCGCAUGGCCGUUCUACUGGGAGGUCGGGCCGCUGAAAAGAUCUUUUUCGAUCGCAUCACCACCGGAGCCCAAGAUGACUUGCAAAGGGUGACACGGAUGGCCUACUCUUAUGUGACACAAUAUGGCAUGUCCAAGCGCAUGGGGCCCAUGACCUACCGGAUCCCUGCGAGCGGCUCAGAGGGCAAGAAGGGGGUGGCUGAUGCCACGGCUGAGCAAAUUGAUGCUGAGGUUGCCCAAUUAGUGGAAAGCGCCUUUGUGCGCAGUCUUGAGCAGCUGCAAAAACACCGUGACAAGCUCGAUGCCAUGUCUCAAUCCUUGCUGACCAAGGAGAUUCUAACCUAUGAAGACUGCGUGGAAUUGCUUGGCCCUCGGCCA